This is a messenger RNA of Acanthopagrus latus (yellowfin seabream), 2167 nucleotides long. It is a transcript of the gene ube2ka, whose product is annotated as ubiquitin-conjugating enzyme E2Ka (UBC1 homolog, yeast). Gene Ontology annotation, biological process: proteasome-mediated ubiquitin-dependent protein catabolic process; protein polyubiquitination. Gene Ontology annotation, molecular function: ubiquitin conjugating enzyme activity; protein binding. Gene Ontology annotation, cellular component: nucleus. The transcript is spliced from 7 exons. Lineage: Eukaryota; Metazoa; Chordata; Actinopteri; Spariformes; Sparidae. The record is from RefSeq and is a predicted model, not a curated record. Bases 304 to 906 code for a protein of 200 amino acids.
UCCAGACUGCAUGCAGUUUGGUAUUAAAAUGUUUUCAGUCCCACCAACCAUUGUGUUGUUACACAUUUGAGAAGAUAGAUACACGCUGAGCUCUUUUUUUAACGAGUCAUACCCCUCAAGCUUGACACCCGGGACUGACGGCGCUCACGGUGAACAACGUUACAGCGGUUGUUUUUUUGAGGUUGUGUCCAACAAAAAAAAAAAAAAAAAAAAAAAAGUGCCGAGCGACUGUAGGCAGAGCGAAGCUAGCUAGUCAGGUCGGACGGCGGCGAGGCCCCAACCGGACGGGAACACGGGGGAACCAUGGCCAACAUCGCAGUUCAGAGGAUAAAACGGGAAUUCAAGGAGGUGCUCAAAAGCGAAGAGACGAGCAAAAACCAAAUAAAGGUGGAUCUGGUGGAUGAGAACUUCACAGAACUUAAAGGGGAGAUAGCAGGGCCACCUGACACACCGUAUGAAGGGGGUAGAUAUCAACUAGAAAUUAAAAUUCCAGAGACGUAUCCAUUCAAUCCACCCAAGGUGCGGUUUAUCACGAAGAUCUGGCAUCCCAACAUCAGUUCAGUCACAGGUGCAAUAUGUCUGGACAUUCUCAAAGACCAGUGGGCAGCAGCGAUGACGCUGAGGACGGUCCUCUUGUCACUACAAGCCUUAUUGGCAGCGGCAGAACCAGAUGAUCCACAGGAUGCAGUGGUAGCCAAUCAGUACAAGCAGAACCCAGAGAUGUUCAAACAGACGGCGAGGCUCUGGUCUCAUGUCUAUGCAGGCGCUCCCGUCUCCAGUCCGGAGUACACACGCAAAAUAGACAAACUCUGUGCCAUGGGCUUUGAAAAAAAUGCAGUAAUAGUGGCGUUGUCGUCGAAAUCCUGGGAUGUGGAGACGGCGACAGAGCUCCUGCUCAGUAACUGAAUCUUGACACCAUCCUCCUCUUGAUCCCUGUCUCUCCUCCUCACACACACACGCCCUCUCUCCUCCCGCUGUCUCUGUCUCUGGCGUCUUUACCCCCUGUCGCACCCUGUGUUCCACAGUGGACUCCUCACCUCCACCCUUCUCCCCCAUUACCCUCUCCGUGUGACAUCUCUCCACCCCACCCAUCACCUCUGCUGUACCACACUCCAAUCAGCCGCUCUUUGAGCUCUCAUCUCUGGUUUUUCUUUGAGUUCAUUCAACAUUCCACUCGGCGCUACAAUCAGAAGUUGAACCACAUCUCACCCCCUUUUUUGAAGUGAAUGCCAGACUUAAAACCCCGCCCUCACCCGCCAGUCUCCCCCAGCUUCCCUGGCUGUGUCCAAGAAGCGGCUGUCAGCAGUUUAUCCUUGCCUAUGCAGUGCAUUUACUUUGAUUUGUGGAAACCUUUUUUGUAGGAGAGAGUCAAACCAUUCUAUGGAUUCUUUUGGACCUGGUUAUGAUUUUUUUUUUUUACAUACCUUUGGACCCACUUUCCAAACAGGGAUUGAGCAAAGUCCUAGACUAACCACAUUUUUGAAUUGGUCUCUUUGUUCUUGCACUGUAUUCAUCAUCACUACCUUCACUCAUUCUUAUACAAUAAACUAAAGCAGUACUCUGGGGGCACUCUAAAAUGAGCACUAAAUUGAAAUUGAAACCUUUUCAAUCGUAUUGUUCCAUCAUUUAAACUUUUCAGUGGAACUCUAAAGUGCACCAGGUAGUAAAUAUGGAGAUAUUCUGCCACACAGUAGGACGAGGCUUAUUCCCUGUUCUCGACACCAGCUCAUAAAGAACACUGAGGUGUUCACACAGUAGCCAGACUCAUUUUCACGCCAUGUUCCCCCCCCAUCCCCCCCCUUCAACCGUCUGACGAACCCAAAGCUCCUGCAGCAGACCCCAGUGCCCAGUCUCCCACACCUGUUCUCCACACAGCUUACUUCACCUUUCCCUCACCCCCGCAUUUUUAAAAAAUUUUAUUUUGGUUUCGACCUCCUGCAGGAAUACAUUUGGAUUCUUGUUUUUAAACUGAGACAAAACAGAACGAACAAAUGGAAAGUGAAAAAAAAAAAAAAGUCAAGCCGUUAAUACAACCUGUCACAAGUCUGGAUGGAAAUAGUUGAAAAAAUGAGUUCGAGAAAUAUUGCAUCAUGUUAACUAAGCCAACAGAUAAAUAUGUCAAAAUGAUUCAUCUGUAAAUAAAGAUAUUAAAGUCUGUGUAAAUUAA